GGUUGCAUUCGCUAACAUAACCUAAUUUUAUCGUGAUUUUUGUCGCUUUUAUAUCAUCUAAAGUCCAUUCAAAAAAUCACUAAUUUAUUAAACGAAACGCACAAAACAAUGUCAGCUAACGACGGAUUACUCCAAUGCUACAAUUUCGGCUGCGGACAAAAAUAUAAGCCUGAAGAAAAUGCAGAUGAUUCCUGCUGCCAUCACACUGGUUCACCUGUUUUCCAUGACGCCCUUAAAGGUUGGUCCUGCUGCAAGAAGAGGACCACAGAUUUCACAGAAUUCCUGAACAUAAAGGGAUGCCAAUUAGCUAAACACUCAAAUAUCAAACCAGUCAGUGAAGAGAAACCGGUGGAAGUUGAUGAACCUAAAAUACAGGAAACCCCAAAGCCAAUAGUGCCUCCUAAAGCUGAAAGGAAAUCUUUCCAUUCAAAUCUUGUUGAUUUGGUACCAACGAUAGCAGAGUCUUUGAAAAAGCAGCUGGAUACCUUAGAAAGCAAGAAGAAAAGUACAGGUGUUGAUGGUGUUGAAAUUGGUGAAGCUUGCAAGAACAGGGGUUGUUCUGUUAAAUAUGAAGGCCCUGAGACAAAUAAGACUGUCUGCGUCUACCAUGAAGGUUAUCCCAUUUUCCAUGAAGGAAUUAAGUACUGGUCAUGCUGCCCAAAAUAUUAUUCGGAUUUUGAAGCCAUGUUGAAACAUGCUGGAUGUGCCAAAGGGGAACAUGUCUGGAUUAAAAAAAAUACAACAAAUGUUAAUUGCAGAUGGGACUAUUUCCAAACUGGCUCACAUGUAAUUAUGUCCAUUUACGCCAAGAAUUAUUCAACUACAUUAAGCAAAAUCCAAUUGGCUCCUCUUCAAUUAAAUAUAAAAUUGGUCUUUGAAGAAGGCGAUUCAUCUUGCUUUGAUCUUAACUUGGAGUUGUGUGAGGCUUGCAAUGUUAAGGAGAGCAAUGUGACAAUGUUUGGCACUAAAGUUGAAAUAAAGCUGAAGAAGCAUUCACCUGGUACCUGGAAGGAUUUGCAUGUUGCUAUUAAUAAACAAAAUGUACCAGAAUCAAAUGAAACUAGUAGUGAACCUAAAAUCACCAAAGGCAUUGAAUCUGUGGAUCUAAGUGAUUUAUAACGUCUUCAAAAAUCUAGAUUUAUUAAAUGUUUCCAUCAAAUUUCUUAAGCAUGCACAUACUAAUUUAAUUUUUUUUUUGCUUUAAUUUUAUGCCACAAUUCAAGCUUUUUUUAAGU
Molecule: messenger RNA, 1235 nt
Organism: Nicrophorus vespilloides
Lineage: Eukaryota; Metazoa; Arthropoda; Insecta; Coleoptera; Silphidae
Product: cysteine and histidine-rich domain-containing protein
Exons: 5
Coding region: 109-1119 (336 amino acids)
Source: RefSeq, a predicted model, not a curated record